Anguilla anguilla (European eel) is the source of this 1710-nucleotide messenger RNA. It is a transcript of the gene ppp2r3c, whose product is annotated as protein phosphatase 2, regulatory subunit B'', gamma. The coding region runs from base 92 to 1459 and encodes 455 amino acids. The record is from RefSeq and is a predicted model, not a curated record. NCBI's taxonomy places the organism in Eukaryota, Metazoa, Chordata, Actinopteri, Anguilliformes, Anguillidae. Gene Ontology annotation, biological process: T cell homeostasis; positive regulation of B cell differentiation; B cell homeostasis. The transcript has 13 exons. Gene Ontology annotation, cellular component: spindle; centrosome.
GUUCAUCUGAAGUUGUCCAAUCACUACUUGUGUCAGGUCGAUGGAUAUCCGCUAGUUGUUUACAUUUCUCGUGUGAUUAUUCGUUUCUGCAAUGUCAAACGAUAAAGCAAUCCAGUGGAAAGAACUUUUAAAGAGGAGAGUGGCCUCCUCAAAAAAAGUAGAGAAAACAGAAGAGGAGAAGAAAGAAGAAGAAAUUCGUCUGUUCACAAAGUAUUACAGCGAGUGGAAGGGCGGAGAGAAACGAGACUCCACUUAUAAAAACAUACCGCGCUUUUAUUACAGGCUUCCAGCUGAAGAUGAGGUUUUGCUGCAGAAAUUGCGUGAGGAGUCCAGAGCUGUGUUUCUGCAGAGGAAAAGCAGAGAGCUUCUGGACAACGAAGAAUUACAGAACCUGUGGUUUUUGCUGGACAAACACCAGGUACUCCCAAUGACUGGAGAGGAAGCUACGAUUAAUUAUGACAGCUUCUUGAAAGUCGGGGAAAAAGCAGGAGCAAAGUGCAAGCAGUUCUUCACUGCCAGAGUGUAUGCCAAGCUCCUUAAUGGUGAUCCAUAUGGACGGAUAUCAAUAAUGCAGUUCUUUAACUAUGUCAUGAGAAAAGUUUGGCUUCACCAGACCAGAAUUGGGCUGAGUUUGUAUGACGUGGCAGGACAGGGCUACCUCCGGGAGUCGGACCUGGAGAACUACAUUCUGGAGCUCAUCCCCACCCUCCCUCAGCUGGAUGGCCUGGAGAAGUCAUUUUACUCCUUCUAUGUCUGCACUGCGGUCCGCAAAUUCUUCUUCUUUCUGGACCCUCUGCGCACCGGGAAAAUAAAAAUUCAAGACAUCCUGGCGUGCAGCUUUUUGGACGACCUUCUUGAGCUGAGAGAUGAGGAACUGUCCAAGGAGAGCCAGGAGUCAAACUGGUUCUCUGCACCGUCUGCUCUGAGGGUCUAUGGUCAGUACUUGAAUCUGGACAAGGACCACAAUGGGAUGCUGAGUAAGGAGGAACUGUCUCGCUAUGGCACUGGAACCCUGACCGACGUCUUCCUGGACCGCGUCUACCAGGAGUGCCUCACUUAUGAUGGAGAAAUGGACUACAAGACCUACCUGGAUUUUGUACUGGCUUUGGAGAACAGGAAGGAGCCAGCAGCUCUCCAAUAUAUCUUCAAGCUGCUGGACAUGGAGAACAAGGGCUAUCUAAACGUGUUUGCACUCAAUUACUUCUUCAGGGCCAUCCAGGAACAGAUGAAAUUGCAUGGGCAGGAGCCUGUGUCCUUCCAAGAUGUCAAGGAUGAGAUCUUUGACAUGGUGAAACCCAAGGACCCGUACAAGAUCACCCUCCAGGACCUAGUGACCAGCAGCCAGGGGGACACAGUCAGCAGUAUCCUCAUUGACCUGAAUGGGUUUUGGACCUAUGAGAACAGAGAGGUCCUUGUGGCCAAUGACAAUGACAGCAGCACUGAUCUGGAUGACACAUGACACUGCAGAUGGAUGGACUGCAUGGCAGGAAUAUUAAUUCUGCCUUCUGCGAAAUGUUCACAUGAAGCAUUCAGUCUGAAAAGCCCUUUCACUCUAAAGAGAAAUGUCAUGGACUGAAAUGACAAGACAAAAGUUAGUUAUUAAAAGUUUAUUAAGCUAGAUUAUGUACAAAAUGAGCAAUUUCCCCAAAUAAUUAUUUUAAAAAAGCCUUCAAUUGAAAGAUUUACAUAAAUAAAAGUUUUAUAAACAAU